GUUUGUCUGUAUGUGCUCGUGUUUUUGGUGUGCGCAUGUGUUUUUGUAUGUUUUUCGUGUGUGUGUGUGUGUGUGUGUGUCUUUUCGAAAAGCUUCCCUCCCGGGCCUCUCUUCCCUUCGCCUCGGUGGCGCGACCCGGGGCCUCCCCCUCCCCCGUCGGCGACUCGGCGCCAGGGCCCCCGCCGCGGCGUCUCGGCACAGGAGCGCCCGGUGCGCGCCUCCCCCGCCGCGAAGAUGAGCUCCGCGAGGGUUGCCAUGGCCGGAGGGGCUGCCCGACAGGCUGCCUGCCCACCGUGGCCGAGAGGACCGCGCCCCCGCGCGCGAGCGCGAGGCGGAGGCCUGGCGCGCGGAGGUCCGCGGCCAGCUGGCCGCGCUGCUGGAGCAGGUGGCCGAGCGGCAGCAGAGCUUCGAGGAAUCCCUGCGCGGGUGGAUCGGCGCCGAGCUCGCCGAGCGGAUGCAGGAGGUGGCCAGGGCGCGCGACGACUGGGAGGCAGACAGGUGGGAGAACCAGAACUUCAUCGAGCACCUCGCCCAGAGACUGA
Prorocentrum cordatum is the source of this 542-nucleotide messenger RNA. NCBI's taxonomy places the organism in Eukaryota, Dinophyceae, Prorocentrales, Prorocentraceae. The record is from the annotation of a GenBank genome assembly.